Gryllus bimaculatus (two-spotted cricket) is the source of this 408-nucleotide messenger RNA. The record is from the annotation of a GenBank genome assembly. Lineage: Eukaryota; Metazoa; Arthropoda; Insecta; Orthoptera; Gryllidae.
AUGGCACGGGGUUAUAAGGGAGGGGAGCGUGAUUGGGGUGGAGUGCUGCGUUCAGGUUGGGACGUCUGGUUGCGGGCGGACAUAACGGUUGGUGCGUGGCGCGGGGAAGAGGACUUGGCGCCGUGUGGGGACGAGACGCGGGGUAGGGGAGGUGGUGUGGGAUUGGGGACGUGGGGGUUGAGGCAUGGCGUGGAGGUGGGUCAAGGCGCGGGGUUGGGGGUGUGGCGUGUAGUUGAGGGCGUGGCGCGGGAUGUGGAGUGGCGCGGGGUUUGGGGUGGAGUGGACGCCGGCGCCGGGCCGCCCCGCGCGGCCGACGAUGCCAUCAUGAGCUCCUCGACGCACCUCAGCGAGAGCAACAUCCGCCGCUAUGGCAAGGCGCACAGGUCUGCAUUCAAACGUAUAGCCUAA